Messenger RNA from Linum trigynum, 2211 nucleotides. The record is from the annotation of a GenBank genome assembly. Lineage: Eukaryota; Viridiplantae; Streptophyta; Magnoliopsida; Malpighiales; Linaceae.
GAUACAUCUCUCCAUUCUCUACACCUAGAACAAAGAGUUUUAUUAUCUCCUCAUAAAACGUUACAUAUAAGAUACACAUGGCACACUAAACAUAGAAACCUUAAACGUGUUUAUCAUGCAAAGUUGGCAGUUACCAUGCAUGUCACCCACUUGCCAAGAAAAUCAUAAUAAGAUAGGAAACUUAAUAAAACUCAUAUGGUACAUUCUUCAACAUCAAUAUAUUUCUUCCCACUAUAUAUAAGAGUCGAAGAAGAAGAAGGAAUCUGCAAAAGUGAACAUCGAAACUCAAAGAAUACAAAGGAGAUAUACAGUCACUCUGUGAAGGCAUAGUUAUGGGGAGAAUAUCGAUGGUGGUUUUCGUGGUGAUGAUGUUGUUGUUGGCUCGGGAAGACAGUACUUGUUCAGCAGAUCCUUUCUUGGACUGCUAUGAUAAGUGCUUAGACGAUUGCCCUCCCAUCGUUUUUGAAACUUGCAUAAUGCCAUGCCUAAAGAAGUGUGCACCUCACAAGGUCGCCGACCAGCGUCAAGAAAUCCAAGGAGAAAUACACAAGAAGAACAACUAAUGUGAGGAAACCUCAUGACUAGAGGACCCAUUAGUUAUUAUAUACAAUAUCCAUGUUUCUUCUCUUGAUUUUGAGUUAUUUAAUUUCGACACAGAAUAAAAUGGGCGCUCAUUAUACCGUUUACUAUAUCUGUUUUCCAUUGUUUAUACGACCCUUAAUUGAGACCGCAUAUCAAGCGUAUGAAAAGUUCAUUGUUCAAUUUUAGGGAAUAUAUGUUGAAAAUGAAAAUGUAGAAGCUACACCAAUUUUUUUUUUUUUUUUUCCAAAACAGAAUAAAGAAAGAAAAAAAUUGAAAACCCCAUAAUUGGGGAUAUCCAGCUGGAUUGAGUUAUGCUUGGGCAUAAUUCAGAUAAUUACGAUUAAUGAUAAUUAUUAUAUUGGCUGAGCUAUGAUUUGUUUACGCAAAGCGUGAUCGAGCUAUGAUUCCGUUCAUUAAAUUAAUUAAUGUUCCUCGCUAGUGUCUAUAUAAUUAUUUCUCUGUUUGACAAACUCAUAUAGUAUAUAUAAUAGCGUUUAUCAUUUGUCAUUCUAUUGUUAUGACCAUCUCCAAUGCAAAAGACUAGAAUGCCAAAUUUUGGGGUUAGAUUUGACAUCCUAGUCCCAGAAAAGUGGAUUUGCUCCAAUAAAGAAGACUAAAGGGUCGAAUCUCUAAAUAUUAGUUUUAUGUCAUAAUUUAGUUUAAUGUAAAUUUCAUCACUUUAAUUAGAUAAUUUAAUUUUUUUUUUUUAUAUAGUUGAGUAUAAUUAAUUAAGACAUACACUACAAUAUAAUUUUUGUAUUUGGACAUAAAAAAAAUUAAAUUCAAAUAUGACGCCAUUAAUAACUAAAACACAAAAUUGAACACGCAAGUAUAAAACGUCCACUUCUAUACAAUAGAAUUAGAACCUCAUGGGUUUGGGUUGUGAUUAACUGAUUAUAGAAGUAAUUGAAUGAAUUGGCCAAUCAAGAAAUGGUAACUAAAAAAAUUCAGUUGAACCCCUAAUUAAUUGGUCUCGAGCCAUUAAAAUGGUACUGCAAGCGACAGCCGCAAGGAGCUGGGUGGGCAACACGCGCCGUGGGCAUUGUCUCUGGCCCGUGUGAGUUGUGACGUGCCUCCUCCUCCGAGAAAAACUUCAGUGGGACGGGUGCACCAUCAAGGAGUAACAAUGCUUGCACCUCAUCAUCAAGUGCUAAAUUCAUCGUAAUUAGAUGGUUGAGAAGCCCUUGAAAAUCACUCAGACACUAUGCCCAUCCUUGUACUUCAAGGAUUUGUUUUGAGCUGAUUGUUGCUCAUACAUGGACUCCAAUUUCUGCCACAAUUCAUCGCUUUUGUAUCUCUUGCAACAUGAUGAAAGAUGUUUUGAUCGGUCCAUUGUCGAAUGAUUAUCACCGCCUUUCUAUACAAGACCUCCCACUGCUAAUCCGACUUAUCUUCUGGCUUCUUGUUGCCACUUUCGAUAGGUUCAUAGAGAUCCUUUCAAAACGAUAUAUCCUCCAUUCGUGACUUCCAAAUUGAGUAGUUGGAUGACGUCAACUUGAUCAUUUCUUCAUUUGUGUCCUCCAUUCUUGCCAUUGACCCAAAACAGCACCCAAACAACCUUGGGCUUUGAUACCACUGUUGAGAUACGGUGCAAAAAAAAUCAAACAAGAAUGAAAUGAACAAGACACG